This is a messenger RNA of Cetraspora pellucida, 153 nucleotides long. The record is from the annotation of a GenBank genome assembly. NCBI's taxonomy places the organism in Eukaryota, Fungi, Glomeromycota, Glomeromycetes, Diversisporales, Gigasporaceae.
AUGUCUUUUGUAUUUCCUGGAAUCAAUAAAACUUUUAAAGAAUUUGUUGAAAAAUUAUUAGAUAUUAAAUUUGAAGAAUUUGAUAAAAUAACAAAAAAUGAUAAUGAAAAAAGACGUAAAGAAAAAGGCUUUGAAUAUUUUCUUUAUGAAUUA